AUAGCUUGAGAGCUCUUUGUUUUACACGUAGCUAGCAACAGACGAUUUCUCUCGUAGUGUCAACCUGUGUGAGCAUCAGCUGGACUACACCAAAUCCCAUCACAGGAGUUAUAGAAGAAGCUUUUACACUGACAAGAGAAGACUAUUUUUAACGAAAAAUACAUAAUUUUAGGAUCAUGAGAGAGUUGACACUUCCUCCUGUAUACAAACAAAAACCGAGUCAGUUGUCCUUAAGGUAGACCUCAGAGUUAUUUGUUAUCUGUAGUUUCAAGUCGUAUUUGUUUCCAUGGGUCACGGUGAUGUUUAAUUCCAUGCAAAAAUAUGAUUAAAAGGAGAUAGGCCCAUUUUCUUCAAGCGGAUUAACAUGGCAAAAGAGAGUCGUGUUUUCAGCGAAAGGCAGCCCAUGGGGUGCGAAGGAACAUGGCAACUUUCUUGGUCCCUGAACUUUAACGGAGGCGAGUUGGGUCCGGCUACAGACAAGAGCCCAAGAUCCUGAUUUCAUCCGAUAUUUUGUGUCAGUUAAAAACUGGAGAUGGAGACUGUGGGGAAAUUCGAGUUCAGGCGGAAAGAUUUAAUAGGACACGGCGCGUUCGCGGUGGUGUUCAAAGGCAGACAUAAGGAGAAACACGACUGGGAAGUCGCUGUUAAGUGCAUUAAUAAGAAAAACUUGGCAAAAUCGCAGACGUUAUUAGGAAAAGAAAUUAAAAUAUUAAAGGAACUGAAACAUGAGAAUAUCGUUGGGUUACUUGACUUCCAGGAGAUGGCAAGUUGUGUAUACCUUGUCAUGGAGUACUGCAACGGGGGAGACCUGGCAGACUAUCUUCACUCGAAAGGUACACUGAGUGAGGACACCAUCCGGGUCUUCCUGCAGCAGAUCGCUGGUGCCAUGAGGGUCCUGCAUGCUAAAGGCAUCAUCCACCGGGACCUCAAACCCCAGAACAUCCUGCUGUCCUAUUCCGGCAGCCGCAAGUCCAACCCCAACAACACCCGCAUCAAGAUAGCUGACUUUGGGUUUGCACGCUACCUACAGAACAACAUGAUGGCUGCCACACUGUGUGGCUCUCCCAUGUACAUGGCGCCUGAAGUGAUCAUGUCCCAGAACUACGAUGCCAAAGCUGACCUGUGGAGCAUAGGAACCAUUGUGUUCCAGUGCUUGACCGGGAAGGCCCCCUUUCAGGCUAGUAGCCCUCAGGAUCUUCGGCUGUUUUACGAGAAAAACAAAAACCUCAGCCCCAACAUCCCCCGGGAGACGUCCAGUCACCUGCGACGUCUGCUCCAGGGCCUGCUGCAGCGUAGCCACAAAGACCGAAUGGACUUCGAUGAGUUUUUCAGACACCCUUUCCUCGAGGCGAGUUCGUCCAUGAAAAAAUCGGUCCCGGUGCCCAUGCCCUCCUAUCCCAGCUCUGGAUCAGCCAGCUCCUGCAGCAGCUCCUCCACCUCUCACCUGGCCUCCCCUCCGUCAGUCGCAGAGAUCCCGCAGCUCCGCGGCAAGGCCCCCACGUCCCCUACCCAGGAUUCCCCGGGCUUUCUGCUGAAGGACUCCGGGGGAAACAGCAGCAGCAGCAAGAACUCGUCCAGCGAAGCGGACGACUUCGUCAUGGUGCCCGCCCAGUUCCCCAGUGAGCUCGCCUGUGAGACCCCAAUUGGGAAACCUGUGCAGGACAGCCUGAUGUACAGUGGGAGCUCUCUGCUGGCUUCCGGUGGUGUGGGUCUGGGCAAGACGCCUCCCCCCUCUCCCCCCUUCAGUGCCUCUCCCAGCCCGGCAGGGAGGACAGCUGAGUUCUCCGCCAGCAACUACGGCCAGUCUGUCGCCAUCCCCGUCCCCACACAGAUCCACAACUACCAGCGCAUGGAGCAGAACUUUCACACCCCCAACCAGCAAGGGUCACCCAGGGCAGCACCUGCUGUCCGUAGGUGCUGCACCAGUGGCUACCCGGUCUUUUGGAAAGGCGGUGCUUCGCCCCCCUUCCCGGGAGACCAACGGACAGGCGUGGUGGUCCGCAGGCACUCCGUGGGGGGGGGCAGGCCCUACCACCCCUCCCCUCAAGUGGGGACGAUCCCGGAGACGCCAGGUCAGCCCUGCCCGGUGGGCACGGCGACGGGCCGUCUACAGGGCGCAGGGGUGGCCCGCGGCGCUCUGAGGCGUGGUUCGGUCCCGGAGCCGCUGCUGCCUCCGCAGGGCUUGGGCUCCCGGCUGCACAGCGACCCCUGCCUGACGGAGGCGCUCCACGGCUGCCGGCAGAAGAUCCGCAAGCAGCACGCUGAGGCGGCGGGGUCGCGACCCUGCAGCCAGCCCCAGCAGGUCCCCCAGACGGGCGCGCCCUGCCGGCCCCUGCACUCGUCCCCCAAGCUGUCUGAGCUCCUCCAGCGGAGCCCCCUCCCCACUAUCCUGGGGUCCCCCACCAAGGACAUGCCUCCAUUUGAGUUCCCCAAGCCGCCCAGCUCCCCGAACCUGGUGACCCUGCUGGCCCAGCAGGGUCUGGUUCUGACGCCGAAGCGCAACCGGACCAUCUCCGACCCGGACCAGCUGGGCCUGCUGCCCGGGGCCCUGCCCAGUCCCAGCACCAUGCCAGCGGAGAAGAACAAGGGCUCUUUCGGGAGGUCACUGAGCGCAGGGCGCCUGUCGGACAUGCUCCUGAAGGCCGCCUUCGGUCCCCAGCUGGUGGACGGAGGAAGCAACGAGAGCCUGAACGCCGAGAGACCCAUGGACACCACUGCAGCACCUGGUGGCGGUGGUGGAAUGGCAAUUGGUUCAGGCAGUCCUGUCCCUGUGGUCUUCACUAUUGGUUCCCCACCAAGUGGAACCACGCCACCGCAAACUACCCGUACCAGAAUGUUUUCAGUGGGCUCCUCCAGCUCAGUCAGUUCGGCGGGGUCCUUCACUGGUCGCCAGGUCAUGGCAGGCAUGUGUGCAGAAGGUUGCGAGGGUCCUUCCAGCCCACGCUUUGGCUUCUAUGAACCGGUGACCGCCAACCUGGAAGGGGUGGUCACCUUCGAGGCCCCUGAGCUACCAGAAGAGACGUUGAUGGAGCAAGACCACACGGAGAUGCUGCGAAGCCUCCGCUUCACGCUGGCCUUCGUUCACUGCGUCAUGGAGAUCGCCGUCUCCAAGGGCAGCGGGAUGGACACCAGCGAAGCCCCGGACGCCUCCUUCCUGCAGCAGCAGAGCCUGGUGGCUGACCAGAUCAGCCUCCUGAGCCGAGAGUGGAGCUAUGCAGAGCAGCUGGUCCUGUACAUGAAGACAGCUGAACUCUUGUCUUCUGCGCUGUACAAUGCCAUGGAAGGCAUAAAACAGGGCAAGCUCUUUCCCUCCUCUUCCGUCAAACAAGUGAUAAAGAAGCUGAACGAGCUCUAUAAAUCCAGCGUGACAUCGUGCCGCUGCCUGAAUGUGCGGCUGCAGGGCUUCUUCCUCCACAAGCAGCGCCUGAUGGACCGCAUCAAUAGCAUCACUGCGGAGAAGCUGGUGUACAGCCACACCGUGCAGAUGGUGCAGUCUGCAGCAUUGGAUGAGAUGUUCCACCACGGCGAAGCCUCUAUCCAGCGCUACUACAAAGCCCUACUGCUGAUGGAGGGUCUGUCCCUCAUCAUCACAGAGCAAGUGGAUAUCAGCAACAUCAGCAAGUGUAAGGUGUGCAUUGAGCGUCGGCUGUCCGCCCUGCAGUCUGGACUGUGUGCUUGAGGACUGGAGGGCUGGGGCCAAGCCAUCAGCGGAACCUCCCGCCCUGGGUCAGAUCAUCAGCCCCGGCUCUCUCCCUUCUUCUGUCUCAGACCCUCUCCUCCAUUCACCUCAGACCUCUACUCAUCCCCUCUGGCCCCUUCUCAUGCUUCAAACCUUCAACACUUUUCAACAUUCAAGCUUUUGGAGGGGGAGAGCCAAGGCAGAAACUUUGCAUUGAAUUUGUCUGUCAGUGCCCUUGUGUGAUGAUCCUGGCUUCUGCUCUGAGAAUCCUCAAAGAUUUCACAGUCCUCUGAUGGUUACCUUUGCAUUUGCUCUUUGUUUUUAUCUCUGCUUCUGUCAAUCAUUUGACCCUCCUCCACUGGGAGCCAAGCUGCCAAACAUGCCAGAGCAUCUACUUGCUCCCUGCAUUUGUGAUUCAGAUCUUUGAAGAGGUCUGAUUUGAGUGAAAUCCAUGUGAACUCAAGGCCUAUGAUAAUGGGAGAGGAUUUUGGAGAACAGGAGGUGGAGCAAAGUUUUCAAUUGUACCAUGAAUGCCCUUUGGAGACCAGUGUGCAAAUGACAAGGGUUUGGACAAGGAUGGAGAAGUGAUUAACAAAAUGGUAUGCUGUAAUUAGGCAGACCAUGUCCUUGCUUCACUUCCAAGAGGACAUGACUUCAUUCACCUCUAUUAAUUUCCUAUGUAGCAAGGCCAAGUUUGAGUUUCCCUACUUCAUUUAACAUACCAUGAGUGCAUGGUAUCAAAGAAAUGGCUUGCACUCUUCUAUUAAGAAUAAUUUGACUCAUGAAACUGGAGAGAUUUAAAGGGUACCCGUACCAGGUUGUCCCAGCAGAAUACAGAAACAUGCCAUAUGGCUGUAGACAGCCAGUAUGUAAAAAUAUUUAUAUAUACAUACAUGCGUACAGUCUAAGUCCGUAAAUAUUUGGACAUUGACAAAGGCAUUGUUAGUUUAGUUGUCUACCACAGGAUAUUGGAGUUGGAAUAAAAAUGAAUAUGAGUUCAAAGUGCAGACUUUCAUCUUUAAUUUGAGGGUUGUUUCUCGUGAAUAGUUUUUCAACUGGGUUCAGUUGGACAGUUAUUCAGGAGAAACAACCCUUGAAGUGAUCCAUCCGUAUCUACUGCAUAUCUUGCCACAGCAUGACGGUUUUAGGCUCAUUUGAUACCUUGGACCCUUGAUGACUUAAAGUCAUUUAGCCGACAAAUAUGUUCUAUACUGUAUCAGCAUAAUUUACAACUGAAUCAAGUCCCACCCCCCAAUUCCCAUAGUGAUCCAUUCAAAUGCAAAGAGUUUUAGUAUCGCUUGUAGGACAACCUGAAAAUAAGAUCUCCAGACUCUGAUGGUGAUGGGUCACAGACAUCAGAAAAUCAUGGCAUGCAAAGGAUAUGCAACCAAAUUACAAUCUAGGAUUAUGUUCAUUUGUCCAAUUUGUUUUGAGCCCCUAAAAUUAGGGGGGACUGUAUAAAAAGGGCUGUAAUUCAGCUAAAAUAACAAUACCUUUGUCAAUGUCCAAAUAUUUAUGGAUCUGACUGUAUAUUAAUUUAUGGAGCUGGAGUAGGAAUGACUGGGGUCAAAAAUCCCAAUUUUAGACCAAAGUAUUGUGUAAUGGCUGUGAUGCUGAAACACAUGAACUGCUGAAAACCCAGUUUGGAGAUUGUGUGUUUCCUAUUUUCACCUCUGUUGGUGUUCUUUUUUACACAUUUAUUGGUUCCAUCCCUGCAUUUUGUAGCAACUGCAGAAAGUGCAUAUGUGUACUCAGUACUGAGUACUCAGACCCCAGUAGCUAAUUUAGUACCCUGUUGUUCCAAAGUGCAUCAAUCACUCACAAAUCAUAAAAUAAAUGGCAUUCUUCUCAAAAGAAAAGUCACAAAAAAACUUUGUGACCAACAGACACUGGACAGUAACCAUGACAUUCAAAAUAGUUUUAACUGCAAGGCCACUGCUCCCUGUGAAUCUUGAAUAGGAGAUAUCUGGUGAGUUCUGCAGCUACAAGCUUGAAUGUAUGCAUUUCAAUAUUAGAAUAUUUAACAGAACAGUAUGUUGAAAGAGAAUGGUCACAGACCUAAGUGAAUGACUAGCUGAAUAUCUGAAGACAAAACCAAGGAAGAGGCCUUUUGCUGGUUUAGUGUUCUUACUCCCGAUGCCACAUGUUUGAACAGAGGAGCACUUUAAUAUUUUUUAUAUCUUGCAAAAUUGUGUGUGUAUGAAGGGUAACGACUUCCAUUUCCUCAGUAUGUUUCCUCCGGCCGGCCACAAAGUGGACUGCUCUCUGUCCAACAGUUGCAGAAAGUGCAUCUGAGGCUAAUCAAAUGGGAAGGAUUCUGUAUUAUCCAACACAAAAUUGCUUUUCUUUUGCUUUCCUACGUUAGCAUUUUUCACCUUCUAAUUCAAGAAGAAACUUGUACACAGGAAGUGGUCAUGUGUACAGCUGGCAACAAAACUGUUUGGGUUCAGAAUCCCCUAACGACCUUCUGCCACAAAGGCCACGUUUGAACCAAAGUCUGGAACCGGUCUCAUGGACAAUCCUAGGUUGUCGUCAAUCGGUUGAAAUAUUUUAAUUCCAUUUCUUAUUUAUUGCAUAAUGUCAAUGAAUAGUCCAGAUACUACCACUGCCAGAGAUGUGAGCGCUAUGGACAUGAAACUUGAUCAUUCAGUGGGGGACUCACUGAAAAGGGCUGUUGUAGUCUUGGACCAUAUCUCAGGAAGUUACCACGGAGACAGACUUUCCUUUUGUUUGUCAGAAUGACUGCUUUUGCUCGCGAUGCCAAGUCCUGACACCUAUCAGUCGACACUACCUACAAGCUGGGCAUUCUCCUGUAUGAAGGGUGGUGUGGUUCCCAAUUUAACAGCAGCCUUCAGGAUUUCAACAUGAGUUGCUCAUGGCUCAAUGGACUGUGUAGCGCAGUGUGCUAUAUCCCCUACCCCUCCCUCUAUGCACCUACCCCUCCCUCUAUGCACGCUGGAGAUGGACUGGCCCACAUCUUACCCUGCUGUGCCCAAUCAGUUACAUGGCCUGACUGGCACACCGGGUGGCAAAGAGUAUUCUUUGCAUUUAUUGUUGCACUACUAGUAGUGAAUGAAUCAGUACUGUAUGAAAAAGGCUUAAAGAAACAAGUACUUAGAUGGAGCUCAUCUGAUUUUAAUUUUGUAUGCGGUUUAUAGAAAUUAGUUUUAGAUUUAUUUUCCUCCAUUCUUAGAAGGCUUUUUUAAUUAAGUAAGAGUGCAUUUACUUGUCUUUGAUUGACUCUUUAGCCUAUUAUUUUUAUUGACCUGAUUGUUGCCUAUAUCUUGACAGAAAGAUUCAAUAAGCUGUAUGGAGGAAGAACGCAAAAAGGCACCUUUUCAAAGUCAACAAAACAAAAUGUGUACAGUGAAAUAUUCUUUGUUUUUUAUAUACGAAUGACAUGUAUUUGUACCUAUAUUGAGUGUUUUAAUGGUUGAUGUGUUAUUGUUUUUCAGUUAACUGCAGCCAAAUGGGAUGGAUGUUUUUGUAGGACUGAGGAAUGUAUGUGAGCAGAAUGAUUGAGGUUGGUUGUUGCAACAUAGUUCAAAUUAAACUUGCAAAAUGAAAUACAGGUGUGUUUGUGUUUAAGUCAGAUGUGGUGGUGCGAUAACCAGAAUCCCUGGGCAAAAAAACUCUUAAAUAAAUCUAUCCACUCACAAAGAUGUACAUCAAGCAGUAUCGAAACAAAGGUGGUGUAGCAAGAGGGACAGCUGCUGUGGUUUUGAAUGUUUUUGAAUGUGUGCUUUGGUCAGCUGUGUUUAAGGGGAGUAUGAAUUUGCCAACUGAUGCUCCAGUUACAUGCUUUGCACCAGUUAGCAGUAGCAUCCCAAAACUAUCUUCCUCUUCACUGCUGCUGUAUAUAAAUGAAUGUAAUUAUGGACAACCACACAUGCUUCUCUGUAAAUGGUUUACAGUUCACCAAAACCAAUGUAUAUAUUCAUAUUUUCAUACUACUUGAAAAGUUUGCUUCAGCUCGUAUAAAUACAAAAAUCUUUGGCCAUUCUUGAGUGUACAUUUUACCUUCAACUUUCUGUAUUGCUUGUACUGUAAAUAGUCUGUAAAUUAGUAUUUAUUGCUUUAUAGAUGCACUAUAAGGCAUGCAUUAGGAAUCACCCCCAUCUCUUAGAAAACUGACUUUCGCGUUCUACAACCAUUUACAUGUUGCUAGAACAUUGUAACAUAUUACUGACAGACCAUAAGAAACUUAGACACCUAUUUUGUUUCAAUGUGUGAUGUAACUUUUUGCUUUGAAAGUACAACAUAAAUAAAGGUUUGAAAUUUGAG
Messenger RNA from Conger conger (European conger), 7963 nucleotides. It is a transcript of the gene ulk1a, whose product is annotated as unc-51 like autophagy activating kinase 1a. Lineage: Eukaryota; Metazoa; Chordata; Actinopteri; Anguilliformes; Congridae. The coding region runs from base 533 to 3679 and encodes 1048 amino acids. Gene Ontology annotation, molecular function: protein serine/threonine kinase activity; ATP binding. Gene Ontology annotation, cellular component: cytoplasm; autophagosome. Gene Ontology annotation, biological process: peptidyl-serine phosphorylation; protein autophosphorylation; autophagosome organization. The record is from RefSeq and is a predicted model, not a curated record. The transcript has 28 exons.